This is a messenger RNA of Ceratitis capitata (Mediterranean fruit fly), 453 nucleotides long. RefSeq lists its product as uncharacterized. The transcript is spliced from 3 exons. The record is from RefSeq and is a predicted model, not a curated record. Bases 18 to 329 code for a protein of 103 amino acids. Lineage: Eukaryota; Metazoa; Arthropoda; Insecta; Diptera; Tephritidae.
GCCAAAAUAUUGUGAAAAUGUUCAUAAAAAUGGCUCAUAUUUGCCUUGCAAUAAUUGUUUUUGUUGCAGCAACUACUUGGGCGCGCCCACAACGUUUCGCACAUAUCGCUGUCAUCGAAAAUGAAGCCUAUGAACAAACCUUGCCCAACGCACUACGCAAUCCAUUCUAUAAGACGCCGCGUGUACGUGAAGCGUUAGCCAAGUCUAGUUGGUUUGGACCGGGCGAGGAGCCGGUAUAUGAUCGUCAAGCUGAGAAAAUACCACGUGCGGAGAUCUUCAAUGUGUUGGCACAUGCCGGAUUUAUUAAUAAAAACGGAAAUUUGAUUUAAGCCAUGCAGAGUCGCUUUAAAAAGUUUGAAUAUUUUCCAAUACAGAUCAUUUUUAGGGCAUACAGGCACAAAUACCUAUGCAUUUAUGUAUAUUUAGUAAAACUAACGAUUUUAUUCACAUUUA